GUUCAAGCAGUACAAUCGAAUAGAUGAACCAGCUUUGGCGCAUAGAUUGUACUGUUUCCGUGUCACUUGUCUAAAUUAACGAUCAAGGUCGUAGUUGCAAAAUUACAGGCUACAGUCUGUUUUUAAUUCGUGUUUAGUAUUGAUGUGUGGUGUGGGAUUUUGCCGCCUGAUUCACCAAAAUAUAUGCUUAUGCUUAGCUUUAUACAUUCUGUUUGAUUCUCGUGUAUCCCGGGUCCACUCUCAUGCAAGUGAUGUUCGCCUGGACAACCACUUAGGUGUGUUGUUCCGAUCUCUUACAAAUGGUAGCGAAUAUAUGGAUAGAGAAACCCUUUCUGAUUUUCUGAAGCUUUUACAUCUGUUUGAAGAGUCUCCUACUAAGAAUGAUUCAGAAGAGAACAAGUGUUUCACGGCAAGUGAAAUGUUCGAUCUGCUUUCUCCUAAUCUCCCACGCUUAAACCAAUCAGAUUUUCAUGCUCUGUUGCCGACUAUCAUUUAUGAGUUAAAAACUGGAGUUUGUAAGCACAAACAUGAACGGGAAGUAGUUAUUACAACACACGAUUUCGAUUGGAAAGCUUUUCUAGCUGCAGUCGGUGCUGUACUGUUGGUUAGCCUUUCAGGACUUAUUGUUGUGUGUUUGGUACCGUUGAUGUCUCGAAGUUUUUACAAUGUCGUGACUCAAUUUCUUAUUGCCCUUGCAGUUGGAUCACUUGCUGGAGAUGCAUUUCUUCAUUUAAUACCUCAUGCUUUUUCUGGACCUGGACAUAUUCAUCAUAACAUUCAUGAUCAUGAAACUUCUACUUCGACUUCUACUACUACUACUGGUCAUGAUCAUGAUCAUCAUCAUUUUGAUGAACAUCAUCAUGAUUCUAUGCCAUCAUCAUCAUCAUCAUUAACAGAACUUACUUUACAUCGACAAAUGAUCUUGGAAGCACUUAUUGCUUUAAUAGGAAUUUAUAUUUUUUUCAUAACUGAACGACUUACUAUUAUAUGCCAAAAUAAAAUGUCUAGACGAAAGUUGAAACGUCAACGAAAUCUAACAUUAAAUGAAAGUCAAUUGUGUAAUUGUUCUCCUGAUCGACCUAUGGAUAAUAGUCGUUGUGUAGAUUAUCUUAAUGAGAAACAAAUGAAUGGUUCAGAUGGUGUUGGUACAAAUCAACAACCCUAUUGGUCAUUUAACAAUAAUCCUAUUGUCCAAUCAUCAGAGACUACUACUACCGAUGCUAAUAAAACAAAUCACGAUCAUCAUCAUGACCUUCAUCAUCAUCUUCAUCAACAUCAUCAACCUGUUGUUAGUGGUAGUAGUGUUUCGGUUGAUGAAGGACCACAACAACAACAACAACAAAAUUCCAAAAUAUCCGAUGUGAAAAAGUCAACAACAACAACAGUACAUAAAAAUAGUAUUAAAACGAAGAGAAAAUCAGCUAUCAUAAAAAAUGGUACACCUGUUGUUGAUAUGCUUGAUGCGAAACAUACUACAACAUCGAAAGAGAAUCCCAUAUUAGAUCUUGUCAAUCAUGAUCAUCAUCAUAAUAAUAAUACUCUUACUAAAAUGGAUUCAUCCAAUACAAUGAUCAAGAAGAAUAUCUCCUUAGAUUAUAUUGUUGGCACUGAACAGCUACAAACACAUCCACAUCGUGAUAAACCACAUGGACAUCAUCAUGGUCAUAGUCAUGAUUUAAGUUCUGUACGGGCGAUUGCCUACACUAUCAUUGUUGGUGAUGGACUGCAUAAUUUUUGUGAUGGUAUAGCAAUUGGUGCUGCAUUUGCUAGUGAUAUGCGUGGUGGUCUAUCCACAUCCAUAGCUGUACUUUGUCAUGAACUUCCACAUGAAUUAGGUGAUUUUGCUGUUUUACUACACGCUGGAAUGUCUGUAAAAUCAGCGCUGUUUUAUAAUUUAUUCUCUAGUAUAUUAUGUGCUGCUGGAAUGCUUAUUGGUUUUUUACUCGGUGGUAUGCAUUCAUUAGAUACAUGGAUAUUUAUGUUAGCUGCUGGGAUGUUUAUUUAUAUUGCACUAGUUGAUAUGAUGCCAGAAUUAUCAGCCAAUCAAUUGAAAGGAAAUCGACGUUGUCAUCAACCGAGUGUUUUAUUCUUAUGGCAAAAUUUUGGUAUACUUUUAGGCUACUUUAUAAUGUUAAUGAUAGCGUUUUAUGAAUUCCAAUUCUUCUAGCAUAUCUAUCUAUCUUUAUAUAUACAUAUAUUCAAACUCGACACUUCUUCAAUCUGUUGUUUGUCUCCUUCUCUAUUUUUUAUCCGUCUUGAUGAUGACUGGUGAUCUGUUUUUUUUUAAAAUUCCUAUCAAAAGAUUAAAAAAAAAUAAACCCCUAAAGAUUUAUUAAUGUCUCAACUUUUAUCUUUUUGUCGUGUAUGUGUUUUCCUUUUCUUUCCGGUUCUCUAUCUCUACACUGUUCAUACUCAACAUCAUACCCCCCACCUCCAUAUUAUAGUACCCUAAUUUAUGUAAAAUUACGCAAUGCUACUGUGUUGUUUUUUUUCAAAUUAAUUAUUAUUUCGCCUUGAUUUCCUUUUUUUUUUAAUUUUUUAUCUCUUUAAUACAUACUUUCUUCCGCCGAUCGAUAGGCUUUUAAUUUUUCGCAUAAAAUAAUAACCGCCUUCAUCAUUAAUAAUAAUAAUAAUAAUAAUAAUAAUAAUAAUAAUAAUUAAUUGACGACUGUCUUACUGGCUGUACAAUCUUAAAUAUUAUAUAAUGUUUUUUUUUGAUUUUACGCCUUUUUUGGUGUUUCGUAAUGUUUGUUUUCAAACAUUUAUCUAUCUAUCUAUCUAUCAAUUAAUCAGUCAAUCAAUCAAUUAUCCAGUCAAUCAUUUCAUGCCAAACUAUACAAUAUACAAUAUAGUUGGUCUUGUUUUCUUUAAUUUGUGUGUGAUGCGUUAAUCACGUGCAUAUUGAUAUUUAUAUAUAUAUAUCUAAAUGUAUGUAUAAUUGUCACAUGUAUUCAUUCUCUUUAUUAUCAAUUACUAUUGAAUAUGAUUCUUUGCACUGUCUCUUCCACACUCUCUCUCUAAAUAUAUAUAUAUAUGUAACAUUUGAACCAGAAUUCCCUUAUUUUACUGAUCUCAUUUUGUGUUAUAUUUGAAGAAAAAAAGAAAUUUUUGCACUAUAUACGAAGUACUACUACUAUUACUACAGUAUUCGUUUGUUUGUUUAUUACUCAAUUGUAUGCGUGCUUGUGUUGUUGUUGUUAUUGUAGUGUUUGUCAGUUAUUAUCAUUUCCAACUGAUGAAUGAAUAAUUUGUUGCGCGUUGCCUUUUUUUUAUGUUCUAACUAACACGUUAAAAAAAUAUCCUUGUCAUAUCAUAUAGAUUGUUUCUGUUUAUUAUAUUUUUUUUCUUUCUGUUUCAGAGAACCAUUUUUAACAAAUGAAAUAAGUAGUGUCUCUCUACUCUAGUGCUGCAACCAUAUUGAUUGAUAUAUAUAUAUGUAUAUUUUUUCAGAUGAUAGAAGAAAUUUGUCUCUAUCAGACACAUGGAUUAUUAUUUUUUGGUGAAGUUUUGUUCUCUCUCUCUCUCUGUACGUUCUUCUGAACAAAAAUAUCGUGAAUAGCAUAAGCUUCAGUUAGAAGAAGAAGUGAAAAUUAUUCGAAUUUCUUCAUAUGUUAUGAGUUGUAGCUUGUUCUGUUCAUCUCAACUUUGAUUGGUUGUUAUUGACCUUGAUCUAAUGUUUGUUAAUGGCUUUUUCUGAUUGGUUGAUAAAUUGAAUAAGUAUCGAUGUGUUUGUUGAUUGCCUCUUGACUUGAGAAAUUCUUUAGUAGUGUUCUUUGUACUUUUUGUAAGCAGUAUUUCAAUAUUGUUUCAAUCGAAUGUAGUAUGUCCGUAUAAAGGAAGAAGUGUCAUGGUGUUUGACUGCUAACUGAUGUUCACUCAGACGAAGAAGCUGAAUAGGGCCUGUAUAGUAUUUUACGCAGUCUGAGCAAUUUAUUUUGUAGGUGAUAUAUGGUUUUUCUUCUUUUGUCCUUUGGUAUACAUAGGUUUGUUUGAAGUGAUUCUGUUGGUUUGUGUGCCACACCUAUUCCAACUGGUCUCAGUAGUCGUGCUGUAUAUAUUCCGAUGUGUCUUGUAUGUAUGACGGGAUGAUCCGUUUGUUGUUUCCUGUACUUGAUUUCACUUCUG
Molecule: messenger RNA, 4125 nt
Organism: Schistosoma turkestanicum
Lineage: Eukaryota; Metazoa; Platyhelminthes; Trematoda; Strigeidida; Schistosomatidae
Source: the annotation of a GenBank genome assembly